This is a messenger RNA of Aaosphaeria arxii CBS 175.79, 1114 nucleotides long. Its product is annotated as GroES-like protein. The coding region runs from base 1 to 1077 and encodes 358 amino acids. Gene Ontology annotation, molecular function: zinc ion binding; oxidoreductase activity. Lineage: Eukaryota; Fungi; Ascomycota; Dothideomycetes; Pleosporales. The transcript has 4 exons. The record is from RefSeq and is a predicted model, not a curated record.
AUGUCGUCGACAAGCAGACCAUCUACCAUGCGCGCAGUCAUCUUUAAGGGUGUUGGGGAAGUGAUGGUCGAACAACGCCCCAGUCCAGUCAUACGUGACCCCAAGGAUUGUAUCCUGAGAGUGACGUCUGCGGCUCUUUGCGGCAGCGACCUCCACUUCUAUCGGGGGCAUAUGAGAAUUCCCACCGAUUUUAUAAUUGGCCACGAAUUUGUCGGCGUGGUGGAUGAAGUAGGUCCCGACGUGAAGAAUUUCCAUGUAGGGGAUCUGGUCGUGGUGCCAUUUUUCACAGCCUGCGGUAAAUGCUUCUAUUGCCAGCGAAAACAAUCGAGCCGCUGUACUGAAGGCAAAUUAUUUGGCAAUAGCCAAAGUUCAAAUAGUAUUGCUGGGGGGCAGGCAGACUAUGUCCUUGUCCCAAAUGCUGACACGACGAUGGUUCUGGCUCCCACCACAAUUUCAGAAGACCUGCUAGUACUCAUGGCAGACAUCUUCCCGACUGGUUAUUUCGCUGCUGCCCGGUUUUUGAGGAACUUGCCAUCUGAGCAGCGCAAAGAAGUUAUUGUUUCAGUCAUAGGAUGCGGCCCUGUGGGUCUAUGCGCUAUCGCCUCUGCACUCACAAUGUGCAAUACAGUCUAUGCCAUUGAUACAGUACCCGAUCGAUUGAACGAAGCGAGCCAGCUAGGUGCUAUUCCAUUGCAACUGGAUUCAAACCCCGCAGAUACUAUUAGGAAGGCGACCGGAGGACGAGGAGCAGACGUUGUUCUAGAGAUUGUCGGCAAUGCCGGCGCUCUCGAGCUAGCAAUUGACAUUGCCCGGCCGUUCGCGUCCAUUAGCUCAGUGGGAGUUCAUUCUUCAACGUUACAACUGCAUGGGCCACAGCUGUAUGGGAAGAAUCUGACUCUGGCGUUUGGUAGAUGCCCGGUCCGAAGCAUCUUUGAAGAGGCUUUGGAUGUUCUAGUCCAAGUUGGUGAUAAAUUGCAUUUCUUGUGUGGUACUAAGAUGAAGCUCGAAGAUGCUCAAAAGGCAUAUGACCUGUUCGAAGCGAGGAAGGUUCAUAAAGUUAUCUUCAAACUCGACUGAUAUCUCUGCGCUUUGAUCGAUUGUGUCAAUGAUGGAU